AUGGAGACAGCUUCAGCAAUGGCGGGUCUACGUACCACGCAAGCAGCACUGCAGGUCCUGGCUACCCUGCAUCUCACUGAGUACUUAUUUCCACCCCACGUUCAUAUACAUGAUGGAGAUAGUUACGAUUAUGUAAUAGUGGGAGCAGGAUCUGCAGGCAGCGUGCUGGCCAACAGACUGACAGAGGACCCUAAUGUAACUGUACUGCUCGUCGAAGCAGGAGGAGACCCUCCUAUAGAAUCUUUCAAUCCGGCAUUAAAUCCAUAUUUAAAGGAGAGUAAAGUAGACUGGAAUUAUAAAUCUGUCAACGAUGGAUACUCACAACAAUGCCACAAGCAUCAUGUAAUCGAUAUGACCCGUGGUAAAAUGCUUGGAGGAUGCAGCAGUGACAACAACAUGUAUUAUGUAAGAGGUGACCCCCACGACUACAACUCCUGGGCCGAUAUUGUCAAAGACAAAUCUUGGAACUACGAGAAUAUCCUUCCUUAUUUUAUAAAGAGCGAAAACUUACUAGAUCCCGCCGUUCUUAAUUCAUCUAACGGAAUAUUUCAUGGUACUGGAGGUUACUUAGGUGUUACAAGGCCGUCAUCGAAGGGUACCAUUAAAUAUUUAGAAGCUUUCCGAGAAUUGGGUCACAAAAUUGUUUUGGAUACAAAUGGAAAUUUUACGUUAGGUUAUACUCAACCGAUGUUCACUAUAGCUAAUGGCAUUCGAUCCAGUACAGCAUACUCAUUUUUAGGUCCAAUUAAGAGCCGGGAGAAUUUAUAUGUAUCUAAAAACACUUUGGCUAUAAAAAUAUUAAUUAAGGAUUUGAGCACUGUUGGAAUUGAAGCUAUAAAUGAGAACGGUAAAAAAGUAAAAGUAAAAGCAAACAAGGAGGUUAUUUUAUCGGCUGGUAGUAUUAAUUCUCCACAGCUACUUAUGCUGUCAGGUAUAGGACCUAAAAAGCAUUUAAUGGAUAAGAAAAUAGAUGUUAAAGUUGAUCUACCCGUUGGAGAAAAUCUACAGGAUCACGCGCCGGUUACGUUAGUUUAUAAAACAGAGAAGAUACAUAAACAAUCACGAUUCAACGAUGAAACUCAUGAUACAAUUGGUUACGUAGCUAUAAAUAAGACUCAGUUAUAUCCAGACUAUCAAGCAGUUAGUAUAAUACUCAAAGGAGAUCCAUUUCUUAUAUAUUGUGCAUUCACCUGUGCUUUAGAAAAUGAAAUUUGUCAAAAAUUCUACGAAGACAGUAAGGGAAAAGAGAAAUUAGUCGUCAUGUGCAGUGAUCUUCAUCCGAAAUCUCGAGGACGUAUAUUAUUGCGGAGUUCAGACCCAAAAGAGUACCCUUUAAUAUACGCUGGACAUUACUCUAACAAUAUAGACUUAGAAAAUUCUGUCAAGUACGUAAAAGACUUCAACCAAAUACUGAAUGCAACGUACUUUAAAAGCGUAAACGCUUCAUUACUGGUUACUCCAAAAUGCUCUGCUCAUGAACCAGGAAGUGAUGAUUUUUGGCGUUGUCACGUGCUUUGUACCGAAUCAACUAUUUAUCACUAUGUUGGCACUUGUGCGAUGGGUGCAGUGGUUGAUUCCCGACUUCGUGUUUAUGGAGUGAAGAGGUUAAGGGUGGUAGAUGGUAGUGUUAUGCCUAACGUCACCAGAGGUAACACUAAUGCACCGAUAAUUAUGAUUGCUGAGAAAGCUGCAGAUAUGAUUAAAGAAGAUAAUGCUAAAUGA
Molecule: messenger RNA, 1722 nt
Organism: Achroia grisella
Lineage: Eukaryota; Metazoa; Arthropoda; Insecta; Lepidoptera; Pyralidae
Product: ecdysone oxidase-like
Exons: 3
Coding region: 1-1722 (573 amino acids)
Molecular function (GO): ecdysone oxidase activity; flavin adenine dinucleotide binding
Source: RefSeq, a predicted model, not a curated record